This is a messenger RNA of Ostreococcus lucimarinus CCE9901, 540 nucleotides long. RefSeq lists its product with no specific name. The record is from RefSeq and is a predicted model, not a curated record. NCBI's taxonomy places the organism in Eukaryota, Viridiplantae, Chlorophyta, Mamiellophyceae, Mamiellales, Bathycoccaceae. The coding region runs from base 1 to 540 and encodes 179 amino acids. The transcript has a single exon.
AUGGCGGCGACGACGACGGCGGCGACGGGUAGGGGCGGAAGACGCGCGCGCGCGCGGGACGCGGCGCUGCCGCGAUUGCGAUUCAUCGACGGCGAGGAGGAGGACGCGCGAGCGGCGCGCGACGGCGCGGACGCGGACGACCGCGACGCGCGGGAAGAAAAAAAGAACGAGGUCGGUCGUGGGGAAGAAGAGGGCGAGGAGACGGGCGCGAGCGGCGAGAGGGAGGCGACGGGGGGGGGGGCGGGCGAGACCAAGGUGGCGAUAGUCAUCGUGCCGGAGUACGAGGCCGACGCGGCCGACGCGACGGAAUCCGAUCGCAAGAGAAUGCGAAGCAUACGGCGUCGGUUGGUUCAGACCCCCGAGCAUCGAGAGAAGGAACGGCUGCGGUCGCAGAGGCGACGAGACGCGCUGACGCCGGCACAGAAGCGCGCCGCGGCGGAUGCGAAAAUCGCGCGUCGCAAACACCAGAGACUGGCGAAGGAGGCCGUCGAGGCGGCGAGGUUGCUGGCCGGACAGCGUAAAGGACACGCUACGCACUGA